Ostrea edulis (European flat oyster) is the source of this 534-nucleotide messenger RNA. Its product is annotated as caveolin-1-like. Gene Ontology annotation, biological process: caveola assembly. Gene Ontology annotation, molecular function: molecular adaptor activity. The record is from RefSeq and is a predicted model, not a curated record. Lineage: Eukaryota; Metazoa; Mollusca; Bivalvia; Ostreida; Ostreidae. The coding region runs from base 94 to 489 and encodes 131 amino acids. Gene Ontology annotation, cellular component: caveola. The transcript has 2 exons.
AAAAUCUGCGAACCAUAGUGACCACCUCCACUAGACUCACUUGGACUCUUUACAGAGCGGACGCAGAGAGUUUUUCUGUAUACGAAAAGUACAAUGGCGGACAAAACGGGAGAAAUUGAUUUGGAGAACAGGGAUCCUAACGGAUUAAAUAGUCAUCUCGGGACCCUACUCUUCAAUGACGUUAUCGGAGAACCGGAUGGGACCCACAGUAUCGACUGCGUCUUCAAACUGUCCAACACCUGCUUUGAGUUAUGGAAGGGUCUGUGCUAUAAGUUGCUGACCUUUUGUUGCGGUUGCUGCAUAGCGAUGGAGUGGGGCUGUGAAUUUGCCUACAUCGCAUUCGCCCAUAUUUGGUUCAUAUCACCUUGCUUGAAAGUCUGUGAAAUCAAUUGUGGAGUUUGUCAGCGAAUCUAUACCACGUGUAUCAACUGUUGUUGUACUCCGUGCUACGAGUCCAUUGGCGGGAUAUUCCAUCAUUUCAAGAGAUAAAACCAAACUUUUUAAAAUUAUUUAACAAGAUGUUCUAUUUAAUGC